UUGCAAGAACUCAUGCAACAAGUGUGCCUUGAGUCUAGAUGGCAUGAAAUUGGUGUAAUGUUGGAUUUAAAUUCAGAAAAGUUAGACGCAAUCCGUUAUUCUUCAGUCAGUGAAAGAACCAAAACCAAUGACAUGUACAAGCUAUGGCUGGACUCUAAGCCACAAGCAACGAGGAGAGAGCUUGUACAAGUGCUUAAAGAUAUGGAGCUCAACAGGCAAGCUGCUGAAUACAAGGAGUAUCUCAGACAUCAAAGCAUUGAAAACACUACCCUGAGACCAAGAUCUACUCGACCAGUGCCUAAAAAAAGUUCUGUAAUAUUGCCCCCACGUAUGUACUGGUAUAUAGUAGCAGUUAUAAUAAUAGCAUUUUCAGUUUUAAUAAUAAUUGUACUUUCACCACCUCUUGAUUCACAUACAUUAAUACCAGGAGUGAUCAAGCAGUAUGGGUCAGAGCUACGUGACAAAUACAUUGAGUCUUUAACUAAAUAUAAGGACCCAAAAUAUAAUAAAUUUCCUACAGCUGGUCCAGUUUCUGUGCAUGUUUCAUUCAUACCCUUAAUAUCUAUUGUAGUUAAAAAUGUAACCAAAUCAACUGCCGAAUGGUUACACAGUACAACUCCUAAUGAUGUUGUUCAAAAUGAGGAAGUCAUGAAAAUUCAAAUUGAGGAUAUAUUAAAGCCAGUAUCAGAGGAACGAUUAAGAUUUGUACUAAUUGAAGGAGAGCCUGGCAUAGGAAAGAGUACAUUAGCUAAAGAGCUAGUGUUACGAUGGGCUAAAGGAUCUGAUGAAUUAAUGAACAAUUAUGACAUUGUGUUUCUUAUUCAGCUGCGCUUUGAAACUUACCACAAAGCUACAAGUAUUGAACAUCUUUUUGUUGACUUGGAUGACCAAAGUAUUAAUAUGACAGAGUUACAUGUAGAAAUUAAGAAAAGAAAAGGAGCAGGUAUCCUAUGGAUAUUAGAUGGCUUUGAUGAGCUUCCUAGUCAUUUAAAAAGCAAUUCAGUUCUUAUGAAACUUAUAAAAGGUGACAAUCUUUCCAAGUCAACAGUCAUUGUUACCAGUAGACCUGUUGCUAGUGAUCAAUUGCUUCAUUUUUUACAUGAACACGACUCAAAACGCAUCAGUCUCAGAGGAUUUGAUUCUACUAAGAUAGAGGAAUAUGCUUUACAAUACUUUAAUGACAAAGACAAAGCUUCAAAGUUUCAUUCUUAUUACAGUGGUAAUAUUGUGAUUGAGAGCAUGCUUUAUAAUCCACUGAACUGUUUCAUAGUGUGUACAAUAUUCAAUGACUUUAUAGCCACUAAUAAUAAACAAUAUCCAAAAACAAUGACAUCACUCUACAAUCAUUACGUUCGUAUCUUACUCAAGAGGCACCUCAUUGAUGCAGGAUUCAUAUCAGAUCUAGACUAUGAUAUGCCUCAACGUUUGAUGCUUGAAACUGAUUUCAAUGAUCCUUUACUACAGAGUGUUUGGAAAAACUUCUCCUUUUUGUCCAAGAUAGCCUAUGAUGGUGUGAUGAAUCAGCAAUAUAUUUUUGGAAAGGAGCUUUGCAAUGUUGAUAAAAUGAGUAUGAUGGAUACAAUUGCUAAUUUCUUUGUUUUUGAAAAAGAUGAGUCCAGUAGCUUUUUACACACUACACUACAAGAAUACUUUGCUGCAGUUUAUCUUGCUAAUAACAAGCAAGAUAUUGAAAUUAGGAACAUUCCAAGCCUCAAAGUUAUUUUUAUUUUUUACGUCGGAAUCCGCAAAAUAAUGGGUGCCAGAGAUAUGGAUUAUGUAGUAUUUGAUAUUUUAAAGAAUAACAUUUCUCAAUAUACAGAUAAUGGUGAUGAAUAUGUGGACAUUGGCAGUGUAUUGCUAGGGUGUCUUUAUGAAGAUGAUUCACUACUAUACAACAUAGGCUUGCCUGUUAAUCAUUCAUUUUACUCACGCUCACCCAACACAAAUUUUGAUUAUUAUAUCUUAGGCUAUCUUGUUGCCGUUCACAAAAGCACCUAUAAGAUUGGAUUUUCAAAUUCAGAUCAAAUAAAAGCAUUCAACAAGGGACUUCAAUCUCAUUCUACUGUUAGUGGGAAACUAUUAUUACGAUUUCUAAUCAAAGGAUUUGAUGAGAGGCACAAAGGAUUUAAAGAGCUACUACUUAUGCCUAGUCAUUUAGUAAUUGAAAUCUUGAUUCUUCCAUCAAAUUAUUCUGAAAUUUCUGAAUUUUGUGGUAUAAUUUCUAGAUUUCCAUUAUUACAAGAGGUUUUACUUGUUACUCCUGCUUUGCAAUGGCCUUCAGAAAACCCUCUGUUAAAACUCAUUACUCCUGCUUUGCAAUGGUCUUCAGAAAACCCUCUUUUAAAACUCAAAAAACUAAAUAUACUAAGUAUAUUAGCUAUUAAUCUAGAUGAAAAUGAUUUCGCAAGGCUUAAGCUUGGACAACUUGUUACUCCUGGUAGGCCACUGAAGAAAUUGUAUGUGGAAAAUUAUUGCAUACCAUAUAAUGAUAUUCUAAACUUAAUUAAAAUGCAGACAUCUCUGGAAGAACUGGUAAUUCAAGACAGAGUUGAUACACAUGGUACUCUAACUUACAGUUUAGUUUGGAACCUGGAACUAUCAGGACGACAACACAUCCAAUGGACUAAAAGCACUAAUAAUCUAAUGGUUCAUUAUUAUGAAAAGUUCUUCUAUCAUCUAAAGAAAAGAAAACUACCAACAAUACGACUGUCUUCUUUUACAUCAUUUACUUACAUUAAGAAUAGAAAUAGCGAUUAUUAUUUUAAGAGUGUGGACAUGUUGAGCACGUGGAAUAGCUGGACUCGGGUAAAUGUCACUGUGUACUCAAAAUCAACAACAUUUAAACUAAACCACUUCAUUGAUGCUUUCAGCGAGUGCAUUAUUUUAUUAAAGAAGCUACCAGUUGAAAGAAUUGACAAAACAAUAACAAAAAAAUUAAAAAAUAACUUUACAUGUAUGUUUGCUGAUGCUGAACAAGGUGGUGGAUUUAUCAUAGGAUUACCCCAGUGUGAUCAUAAAUGCCACAAUACGGAAUAUGAUUCAGCUAUAAAUUUUAUUGUAAAGACAUUCAUCCUGAUUCUCAUUACAGUUGUAUUGAAUGACAUAAAACAUCGCUAUAACCAGUGAUUUAGUAGAUCUAGUUUUCAUAGCUGU
Messenger RNA from Amphimedon queenslandica, 3153 nucleotides. RefSeq lists its product as uncharacterized. The record is from RefSeq and is a predicted model, not a curated record. The transcript is spliced from 2 exons. Lineage: Eukaryota; Metazoa; Porifera; Demospongiae; Haplosclerida; Niphatidae. Bases 13 to 3126 code for a protein of 1037 amino acids. Gene Ontology annotation, molecular function: protein binding. Gene Ontology annotation, biological process: signal transduction.